Messenger RNA from Mytilus trossulus (common blue mussel), 1719 nucleotides. RefSeq lists its product as uncharacterized. Gene Ontology annotation, biological process: protein monoubiquitination. Gene Ontology annotation, molecular function: ubiquitin protein ligase activity; zinc ion binding. Lineage: Eukaryota; Metazoa; Mollusca; Bivalvia; Mytilida; Mytilidae. The transcript has a single exon. The coding region runs from base 1 to 1719 and encodes 572 amino acids. The record is from RefSeq and is a predicted model, not a curated record.
AUGGAGUUACCCGAACUUUUUUGCGAUAUUUGUCUGCACCUUAACGUUAAACGUGCUGCCAGUGUAUGGUGUUCAGAGUGUGGGGAAAAGAAAUGUGAAGAAUGUGAAGAAAAACAUCAAGUUCAGAAAGCGCCAAGACAUCAUAACACAAUAGCUAUAGAAGACUUCCAGUUAUUACAAGACUCUAUUGCAAAUAUUCGACAAGAAUGUGAGUUUCACAAGGAAACGUUUGAAUUUUAUUGCCAGAUACAUUAUAUCCCGUUAUGUAAGUGUUGUAUUACAGAGCAACACAAAGAAUGCACUGAACUCAAACCGUUACAGGAAAUAGUGAAAAACGUGAAGGAAUCGGUUGCAUUCCAAGACUUAGAACAUAGGGUGAAAGAUGUCUUGGAAAUUGUUACUAAAAUAGCUAAAGUGCAGCACGAGAAAAGAACACACUUAGAAGGAAAACAUGCUGAAAUAAUUGCUGAAGUUGAAUUUGUAAAGACACUAGUCAAUAGUCACUUGGAUCAACUCAAACAAGACCUUUUGAAUCAGUUGACGGAACAUCAAGAAAAUACUAAUUGGCUUAUCAAAAACCUGGAUGUUAUGCAAACAUCAGUAUGUACAUUUAGGAACGAAUUAAAUAAAAGCAAAGCACAUGCAUCUGAUUUUCAGACUUUUCUUUACAUAAACGAAUUGGAUUCAAAAGUUCAAAAAUAUGAAACGGAAAUAAAUGCAGUAGAGUAUCACGAAGGCAAAGUUGAGUUAACCAUAGAACUAAGCUUGAUUCUAGAACAAAUAACACAUGCGAUAACAAAAGUUGGGGUUUUAGAUGUGUCGUUUUCAAAUCCAGAACGACUUUCCCUCAGAAAAGACCUACAAGGGCAGUUGUUUAUUCCAACCCCUAAUUUGUUGAACCGAGUUAAAUUGACGAAUACCGAAACAGUAAGGAUACCAAAGAAGCACACAACAUUUCCUCGAAACAUAAUACGAGGCUGUGACAUGUUGGCAGAUGGGCGGCUUGUUUUGGUUGAUAUGCUUAACAAGAAACUCAUGCUUAUGGAUCUUAAUGGUACAUGCACGAAAUAUCGUAAUAUUAAAAACGAGCCUUACGAUGCUGCAGUAAUAGAAGAUAGCUUGGUAGCUGUGACGUUAGUGGAAAAGAAAGAGGUUGUUAUAAUAGAUCUGAACUGUUCAGAAAUUCAGCGAUCAUUCCCAGUAGCUAACCGAUGUUUUGGGAUUGUUUUUAAGGACGGAAAAUUUUAUGUUUGCUGUGAUCAUCGAAUGUUGCAGGUCUUCCAUUUGUCCGGUGAUAUUUUCUCAACAUUAUCACUAGUUGAACCUGCAACAUAUUGUUCUAUGUUUAAUAAUAAGCUUUAUUUUGCGACACAAUAUCUUACUAAUGGAGUAUAUUGUUGUGAUUUUAAUGGAAACGUACAUUGGAAAUUUGACUGUCAAGAAUCGAGUUUCCCACUCGGCAUUGCAAACGAUAAUUACGGUAAUACUUUUGUCACAUGCAGAAAAAAUAAUACAGUAAUACUCAUCGGCAAAAAUGGAAUAGAAUCUCGAAUUUUACUGUCAGAGGAAGACAAUCUUCACAAACCAGUAGCUAUUCAUUACAAUUGUGAAAAGAACCUUCUUCUUGUGUGUAAUGAAUCAGGGAAAUCGUUAGUCUUUAGUGUUUCAUACGAAUACCCCAAACAACCUACUAGCCAUGGAAUUGCCGACCGGCUGUAA